This is a messenger RNA of Sclerotinia trifoliorum, 3368 nucleotides long. The record is from the annotation of a GenBank genome assembly. Lineage: Eukaryota; Fungi; Ascomycota; Leotiomycetes; Helotiales; Sclerotiniaceae.
AUUCCCCUACUGAUGAUGCACCUUGGAGAUUUUUGAAAUCUCCUAUGUGAACAUCACUUCUAUCCCGACACAGUCACGAGAUACGGGAUACCCAAAUAUCAAAUAUCAAUAUCCAGCAAACUCUUACAAUAUUUCAUGCAAUACUGUGGGCGGAAUUAGUUUGCCGGUAAUAGGAGUAUCGGCGUAUCGAUUAUCUUUUGAAGGAAGUGGGUUGUACCAAAAACCACAUCAGGACUUCCACCAGUCAAUUCGGUACUGAAAAACGAAUACUCUAAAAAGAACGAAAACCUUCAAUCAUAAUUAUUAUUUUACAAAAAGCUUGUCUGCAACGACAAUGACUAGAUGUCACUUCUUUUCAUUGAACGCUUUUGUUAAUCUACUCCCUUAAUCUACAUCACUUCAAAAGUAUUUACUCUACAAUCGCUCCUCCACCAAUUUGCGAUUUCGACACUGUCCAAUCUGGACAUCUACACUCAUUUCCGCGAUUUGAUUUACUACUAAAGUAUACUCUUCAUCAUGGCUACCGCGCCAAUGACGACGGACCCCUCGAGGCUGUCAUUCGCAAAGGUGCGCAAAUCUACCAGGUAUUCCCUCAGAACACUUGGUGAAUUGUCACCGGUGGACUCAUGGAUUCGCUAUUAUAUCUAAGUGCUCUGCUAACAAGAUUGAUCAUAGGUUGCUGCCUCAGCUGGGAAGGACAAUGUGGCUCUAGCUUCUUUCGCAAAAAUUGCUGCUUCCUCAACUGCUGUACGAGAUACAAAACUUGAGAAUAUAGCCCCAACCGUACAUGGGAGUAAAAACACAGACAGACCUAGUGCUACAAGCAAUGAUAUUGGCACGACCACUCACAAGGAAACGGUCGCAGCGACAAACGAUCAAACUUCAAAGAGCGGGACGGUUGCUAAAAAGGAACCUGAUUUGGUGGAGACAGUCAAAGCGAUGCAUAUUCGUGAUACUACACCAAGUCUUGUUGUCAAUGGUUCGGGGAUAGCACCUGCUACCCACAAACGAGACUUGGGAGAAGGUUUUCCCGAUGAUCCAUUUCAGAGAACAGAAUCCGGGUCCGAUCUGGGCACAAAGCCUCCAAGCUUGGAUGGAAAGAGCAUAACUUCAGGUACAACGUUUGCUUUGGAUGAGAAGGAGUCCUUGCGUCCCGAUGAUAGCGCAAGCGUAAAAGCAGCUGAAGAUGAUGAUACAUUUUCGGGUCGCGGUUCUAUCGUUGCCGGCUCUAGGAUUGGGUCGGAAGCAGCUGCAAGAGCUUACCGUGCUCAAUUUUACGAAGCCCCUGAUCGACGUAGUAUCCAACUCAUGCAGGAGCGCCAAACUCAGGGCAUUGUUACUCCCCAAAGUGGAUCGUCCGGGCAGCAAACCACAGAUGAUAAAUCUAAGCCACUUGUAGGUCCAGCGGGAUCAACUGAAGCGUUUACACUUUUCUAUCGACAGACUCCGGACGAAAAGCUUCUAGAGGCCCUGGAAUCACCAAAGGACCGCAUAUUUCUGCUUCGCCUUGAGCAAGAUGUUAUUGAGUUUGUGAAGGAUUCUAAGUAAGAGCUAAAAUCCUAGCUAACGAUCGUUGUUGUAUGACUAACAUGCUUACAGGGAGCCUUUCAUUGAUCUGCCACCAUGCAAUUCGUUCUGCAGAAUGCUAACUCACAAGUUGGCUGAUUACUACCACAUGACACAUCAAGUUGAUGCUGUAGUUGGGGCAGUUCGUAUCUUUAGAACGCCAUUCUGCAGAAUUCCGCCAUCUUUAACGAGCAUCUCCAACCCACCUACUACUGGAAAUACCCCUCCUCCUAACCUACCUGCCAUGAAGAUUAUGCGUAGAGGUGGUGAUGGUGAUACUGGACUUAGCCCUUCAAAAGCUACUUCCGAGACGGGAAGCGAAGCCAAAGAAAAAGCACAGUCCGCUAAAGAAAAGUAUGAUAUUUUACAUCCUUGUCAUGAUUUGAGCUGACUUUAGUUGAAGGCUUUCCCGAGAAGAGCGAGAAGCCGUUUAUCUUGCAGCCCGGGAACGAAUAUUCGGCAAAGAAGAUAAAUCCGGCGACGCCACACCAGGUAAGUUUUCAGAGAUCUCUGUUAAGACGAUUCUGUCAGUUUACUAAUGAUGAUCUAGAAACCGAAGAAGGGAAUGAAAUGUCGCGUUCUAGCUCCGUUUCCACAAAGGACAAGGGCAAGAGGGGUAAAGUUGGAAAGCAGCGUCGUGAUGACUCCGAAAGCUUCGACGUUCGAUCUCAGUACACCCCAUACUUUCCACAACAACAAGCUCAGCCAGCUUGGAUCCCAACCCAAAACUACACCGCUAUGGGAGUUCAGCAAUACAAUGGUGUCAUGCCAAACAAUUAUCAAAACCAAAUGCAACCUCAAUUUGUUCCACCUCCGCAACCAUUUAAUCCUGCAAUGAUGAACAACGGAAAUAUGCAAUCAUACAAUAAUAUGCCACCGCCGGUAAGUUAAAUCACUUUCCGUUGAUAUAAUAUGUUACCUGACAUUCGAUCAGCAAUUUCCUCCGCAAAAUCAGCCACGUUAUCAACCUCAUAGUGCUCCAAUAACGACAUACGGUACACCUGCACAGUCUCCACAACCUCCGCAACAAUGGAUUCCACAAAAUCAAUACCCUAGUGCCCCGUAUCAAUCACGAGGACCUGUUACAGGAGGACCACCCAACACUAUCCCUUACGCUUUUGGACAAUUGCCUAGCACAGCGAACCCAGCCGAUCCUAAAAGCCAGCACCCGAUACCUGGAAGUUUCAUAAAUAGGCACGCGUUCAAUCCAAAGACUCAGUCAUUUGUCCCCGGCAAUCAGGGUCUUCCGAUUCCGCAGCCCAUGUCUCAUCAUGGGUCUCCUCACCACGGCUCUCCACACCAUGGAUCUCCACAUCUUGGAUCUCCACAUCUAUCUUACAGCAACUUCUCUCCUCCUCAGCAACAGUAUGGGGCUGGAAUGGGUUAUAGCAUGGCGAGACAAGGAUCGAACAACUCCUUGCCCUCGUAUCAUGCAUCUCCACACAUGGCACAUAGGCCAAUGAUGCAUCAGAAUAUGCCGCAAAAUCAUCCUCAAGGCUUACCACAAGCUAUGCCUCAUGGUAUGCCCCAAGGGAUGCCACAGGGUCCACUGCUCAAUGGCCAAGUUGGAAGUCACCUCCCCAAUUUUGGCAACCCGGCAACUUUACCUCCAAAGCCUCCGACUGGCGUUUAGGUGUCUUUUGAGGGAUUACGGAUAUUCUGUGAUGAACAAACGGUGGCGUAUGGUAGCAUUGGUGGAGUUAGUGGGAAAUAUGGGCAUUAAAACAAACUCAUUUUAAGUACCAGGUUUAUAUUGGCUGAUAGACCCACGAUUACAAAUACAAUACAUUUGAUUAUACUGU